CUUCCGUUAAAACAAGCUUGAAAUUUCAAGUGCUGCAAAAUGAUGAAGGCCGUGCUCGCUCUUGUUUUGGCUAUGGCAGCCAUUGCUUUUGCCUCCACCGGCGUCGAUGUCAUUCGCCACACUCCUGGAUUUAAUGGCUACUACGGAUAUGCACCAUAUUACUAUGGAUACGGAAACGGAUAUUUCGGGUAUGAUGGACUUGGUUUGGGACCUUACAACUACUAUGGAAGAUACGGCCUUGGUUAUGCAGGAUAUGGUCUUGGAUACCGAGGCUACUUGGGAGGACUCGGUUAUUAUGGUUACUUUUAAAAAUCAGUUAUCAGAUUUUAAAAAUCUUCCCCAGAAAUGUUUGUUCGAUGAAUCAGUUAUCCUAAAAAGAAAAAAUGAAGGAUUACUGUAAAAAAUAAAUAAA
Messenger RNA from Argiope bruennichi, 412 nucleotides. RefSeq names its product glycine-rich protein-like. Lineage: Eukaryota; Metazoa; Arthropoda; Arachnida; Araneae; Araneidae. The coding region runs from base 40 to 309 and encodes 89 amino acids. The record is from RefSeq and is a predicted model, not a curated record. The transcript is spliced from 3 exons.